Messenger RNA from Ornithodoros turicata, 2976 nucleotides. Its product is annotated as protein ILRUN-like. The transcript is spliced from 6 exons. The coding region runs from base 151 to 1002 and encodes 283 amino acids. The record is from RefSeq and is a predicted model, not a curated record. Gene Ontology annotation, biological process: macroautophagy. NCBI's taxonomy places the organism in Eukaryota, Metazoa, Arthropoda, Arachnida, Ixodida, Argasidae. Gene Ontology annotation, molecular function: ubiquitin binding. Gene Ontology annotation, cellular component: phagophore assembly site.
AACGUCACCAGCAGUAGUCAGCGGUAAUGGCGUCUGGUUUUGUUUAUGUGAGGAAAACAUGAGGUUAAAAAAGUUCUUAAGGCUGAUGUAGCCAGCAUGUGAUCGGGGAAGGACAUAGUUUCAUUGAUAGUCGGAGCCGUGCAUCAGAGGAUGGAUGUUGACAGUGAUUUGGACUUGAAUUUACUGCAGCAGUUCAGCUGUCUGGGAACCACCGAUCGAGAUGUUUUGAUUUCUCAACUCCAGAAACUCUUGGGGAACCAACUAAAUCCUGCAGGAUGUGCGUUUUUCUUGGACAUGAACAACUGGAACCUCCAAGCCGCUGUUUGCUCAUACUUUGAUUUUGAACCUCCAAAAGAUUGUGGUGCAUGCAUGACUCUCGUGAAGGAUGUUACAAUAGGGGAAGGUGAAGCUGUACCUCCAAGCACUAGGUUUAUUAAAACGUGGAGGAUACAAAACACAGGUGAGACGGAAUGGCCUCCUGGAUGUUUACUAAAGUUCGUUGGAGGUGACCAUCUGGCCCACGAAGACAGUGUGCCCGUAGAAUCGUUGAGGCCUGGGGAGACGACGGACGUCUCUGUUGAAAUGGGCAGUCCUGGAAAGGCUGGUAUCUAUCAGGGGCAAUGGCAAAUGGCGGCUCUUGGCUGUCAGGCGUUUGGAGAAGUAAUUUGGGUUAUAGUAACUGUAGCAGAAGGAGGCCUCCUCGGGGUCACCCAGCAGAUGGAGGCUUUUCACCAACUGGGUUCCCCGCCUCGAUCCUCUCCGUUACCAAAUAACCCUUUUGGCAGUCCCCUGUCCAAGUUCAUUCACGGUACGAGUGACAUCAAUGGAGGAGGAGAUGGGGCAGGUUCUCCGUUUAUGAGUUUUCCUGCUACACCUCCUCUACAACAACACAAUAGUGAGCCUGCGUCACCUAUCAGCUUGCAUCUUCCUAGCACAGAUGAGACGGCGUUAAGAUGUUCAUCGGCACCAGACCACAGUAGUCCGGAUGACAUGAUGUCCUGAGGUUUUGGAGAGCGGACUACUUUCUCCUCCCAUCCAUUCACUUCCCGCGUGGUGCAUGUGGACAUGAACAGUGAUUGUGCGUGUGUGCUGGCAGCAUCAUCUCCCUGGUGACAUCGUGUGACUGACCUAAAGCUGUCUGUCUAUUUUAUGUGUAUUUACUGUAUUUUCCUCUUCAGUUUCCUAACGGACACAGAAACCACCAACUGUGUUCCAUUAAGGGCAGUAGAACAACACGUCACAGUCAGCAGAAGACAGCAUGGGCUCGGAACGUUGGGCUGGGCAGCGCGAAACUGUCAUUAUUUUUCGUGUGGGGCGUACCAAUUUUUUUUGCUCGCGUGGCUCUUAUAGCAGGUUGCACCCGUCUUGGACUGCCAAAACUGUACCCUGCCUCACGAUCGUUUGUUGACUUUGGAAAGUAAAUUCUCAUUUCGUUACACGAAGUCGGAGCUCUAACACCACUACACGUGAGUGGAGAACCGUAAAUUUUAUAUGCCUGCAUUGAUUGUGAAAACAGGCAUACCUAGAAAACACCUUGCGCUCUGAUGUUGCGAUUUUAUUCUGAAAAAAAGCCAGUAAUCAGAUUCAGUUUAGAAAUAUCUCGGAGCUCUGUUCUGUGCCAGACACAAGGGCCAGUUUUUUGGACUGUACUUUUUAAAACCAGUCAGCAGGAGCUGAAGUGUAUGCAUACAUACAAAGAAAAACUUGCGCAUUGAGCCUGACAGCUUAGCAACCCCUUCACUUUAUAUCUACUCUUCCUAUAAUAAACGUUGUAAUAUAAUUUUUAGAGAAAUAUAGCAUUGCAUUUGAUAGAAUAUGGCACUAUUAUCUCAGUUUCUCCCAAUUUGACCUAGUUUCAUUUUCAUGUUGAGAGCAUGCCAGCUACAGAAACAGCGUAUGCAUGUCGCAUUGAUCAUCUGUCAACUUGCCCUUCAGUCUAGGUGUUGUACAACUGUUGCCCUCACAUAGUGGACUGGCAUGAAAUGCCAUCAUGCCGACCAUCCUUUCUCUGACUUGAAGCUCACAAGAUUUCAUGGUCCUUAAGGUGUCUGAAGACAGUAGUUUGGUUCUGUGUCACACGCAGUUUCAACAGCAGUUUAGCAUUUGAUAUCUUAGUAUUGUGGUUGAGUGUUCUUCAGCUUUACAGUGAAAGAGCCUGCCUUGAAUGUGUGGAUUGAGUAGAGAUGCUCUGUAAUUGCACUGUGCGUAUCAAGGGGUGCUGGAAUAGCCAUUUUUGGGGUAGCAGCAAUACAGCAGCACACAUCACGAGUUUCAUUCUUCCAUGACGUGUGAUUUGUCGCAUUCUGGCACAUCUUGUUUUCUUUUUCAAGGUGGUACGUAAGUUUUUUCAGUUCGUGAGUCUCUGCAUCGUAGCACUUUUGCUAUUGAUGCAUUUUCUGCUCAAUUAACUGAGUUAACUGCAUCACGCUGGGUGCAUUACAUAUUAAAAAAAAGCUCCCCAAUUUCAGUUUGUAGCUGGUUAUGUUUUACCAUAAGUUCCGUCCACAUGUUUGUGUCAAAGCUUUUGAACUUUGCUUUUGAGACUGCUGCUGAAAGUGUGGCCAAAGAGACUGUUCUUGAAAUACUGCCUCACAGAUGAUUAUUUUUAGCUUAUGUUCAAAUGACAUAUACAUCACUAUCGUUUGGAUAAAGGGGUAUUCUAAAGCUUGUGUACAAGGAUGCAGAAUUAUUUACUUUAUAGUACGCUUCUGAGAUGUUCAUAGUCCUGGUGCAGUUCCGUUUGCUCGCAAGACAUCAUCAUAACUGAUUUAGUCCAACUAAUAUUACAAUUUUCUAAUUCUCUGUGGAACCUAAUUUAAAGUGUGUACUUUUUGUGAUUCUGUGUUGCGGUCCUGCAGAGAAAUUGUCAUUCUGUUGCAACACUUACAACGGGUGAUGUUUAAGUCUGUGCUGGCAUCCAUAAAAAAACUUGAUGCCAGUGCUCCCAGGGAGGAAUAAACUAGCAUACAAUUUCAA